AAACAAAACAGCGGAACCAGAUCGGAACCCACACCUCUUUAUCAAAACAAGAUGAAAAAGUUAUUUUGCUUGGUUCUCUUCUGUCAAGUCUCAUCAGCAGUGAAACACUCCAUGAAGUUUUUCUUCACUGCGUCUUCUGGAGUCCCAAACUUCCCAGAGUUUUUGGCUGCGGUGAAGGUUGAUGGCAUUUUGGUGGGUUACUGCGACAGCAACAAAAAGAUGGAGACAAAACAGCACUGGGUGAAAAACAUAUUACAAAAAGAUCCUCAGCAGAAGAAGUGGUACACUGAAGAGUGUUUUAGAAAUCAGCCGAACUUCUUCAAAACCAAGAUUCAUAAUUUGAAGCAGUGCUUUAACCAAAGUGGAGGUGUCCACAUUUUACAGAGGAUGAGCGGCUGUGAGUGGGACGACGAGACUGGAGAGGUUAAUGGUUCUAUGCACUAUGGUUAUGAUGGACAAGACUUCAUGUCAUUGGACCUGAAGACAUUGACAUGGAUUGCUCUAAAACCACAGGCUGUCACUACCAAGCUGAUGUGGGAUGCUGAGAAAGCUGAAAUAAAACACUAUGAGAAUUACCUCAUUCAGAUUUGUCCAGAGUGGCUGAAGAAGUAUGUGGACUAUGGGAGGAAGUCUCUACUGAGAACAGACCCUCCCUCAGUGUCUCUCCUCCAGAAGACUCCCUCCUCUCCAGUCAGCUGCCACGCUACAGGUUUCUACCCUGACAGAGCCACGAUGUUCUGGAGGAAAGAUGGAGAGGAGCUUCAUGAGGACGUGGACCUCGGAGAGAUCCUCCCCAACAACGAUGGAUCCUUCCAGAUGAGUGUUGACCUGAAUCUUUCAUCAGUCACACCUGAAGACUGGAGGAGGUACGACUGUGUGUUUCAUCUCUCUGGUGUGAAGGACGACAUCAUUACCAAACUGGACAAAGCAAAGAUCAGAACCAACUGGGGCAAAUCUCUGUUUAGAAAUGACAAAGAUAAGUCCAGUAGGAUCACCUUCCUGAUCACUGCUGCGGUGUUUGUUCUUGCUGUCUUCCUCAUUGCUGUUGUUGGAUUUACUGUUUACAAAAAGAAGAGAGACAAUCAACCUCCACCUGCUCCUGUCAACAACUCUGAGCUCCACAGACUAAAAUCAACUCCGCCCAGCUGAUGCAACAACAGCGAUGUGCACCUAGC
Molecule: messenger RNA, 1175 nt
Organism: Micropterus dolomieu (smallmouth bass)
Lineage: Eukaryota; Metazoa; Chordata; Actinopteri; Centrarchiformes; Centrarchidae
Product: major histocompatibility complex class I-related gene protein-like
Exons: 7
Coding region: 52-1149 (365 amino acids)
Biological process (GO): immune response
Cellular component (GO): external side of plasma membrane
Source: RefSeq, a predicted model, not a curated record